This is a messenger RNA of Scheffersomyces coipomensis, 747 nucleotides long. Its product is annotated as aminoacyl-tRNA hydrolase. NCBI's taxonomy places the organism in Eukaryota, Fungi, Ascomycota, Pichiomycetes, Serinales, Debaryomycetaceae. Bases 1 to 747 code for a protein of 248 amino acids. The record is from RefSeq and is a predicted model, not a curated record. Gene Ontology annotation, molecular function: peptidyl-tRNA hydrolase activity. The transcript has a single exon.
AUGUUGAUAAGACAUUUGUAUAAGUCGUAUUUUGUGCCUAUACGACGUAACCCUGGUUUAAAUAAUACUAGGUGUUUGUUUAUAGCUUCAAUCGGGAAUCCUGAACCAGAAUAUGAAGGAACCAGACAUAAUAUUGGACAUCGAUUUAUUGAUCAAUUGAUUAAUAUUUAUUGGAAACAACAUUUAAUUAAAGAAGGAGAUCAUUAUUUCAAGUCGAAACGGUAUCCUAAUAUAGUAUUGUUUAAGUCAAAUGAUUCAUUAAUGAAUUUACAAGGUUAUGCUAUUUCAAAACAUUAUCAACAAUUUCAACAAGAAGGUAGUAAAUUAAUUAUUUUACAUGAUGAACUACAAAUAGCAGUGGGUAAAUAUCAAAUAAGGAAACCAGGCACAAGUCCAAGAGGUCAUAAUGGUUUAAAAUCAAUUAAUAAAUUCAUUUCAAAUGAUAAGUAUACUAAAGUAGCUAUUGGAAUUGGUAGACCACCAGAUAAAAAGAAUGUUAUAGAUUAUGUUAUGACCAAGUUUAAAGAUAAUGAAUUAGAAGCUAUUGAUUUCGAAGUAUUACCUAAAUGUUUAAUAGAGUUGGAAAAGUUAGUUGAAAAGGAUUUACAUGAAGUUAAGAUUAAACAACAACAAAAACAAUUACAAUCAACCCUGGAAAGGUCCAAUAAUGAUAUUUUACCCAUUGAACCUGUUAUUAAUACUUCACCUGAUACCACCAAUCAAUCCACAUCCUCAUCCCAAUCCUAA